Messenger RNA from Gossypium arboreum, 1964 nucleotides. RefSeq names its product putative box C/D snoRNA protein SPCC613.07. Bases 224 to 1555 code for a protein of 443 amino acids. The transcript has 4 exons. Gene Ontology annotation, biological process: box C/D snoRNP assembly; maturation of LSU-rRNA from tricistronic rRNA transcript (SSU-rRNA, 5.8S rRNA, LSU-rRNA); snoRNA localization. Lineage: Eukaryota; Viridiplantae; Streptophyta; Magnoliopsida; Malvales; Malvaceae. The record is from RefSeq and is a predicted model, not a curated record. Gene Ontology annotation, cellular component: nucleus; pre-snoRNP complex.
CAAUAUUAGUGUUCUGUUUCGACUAAUGUUGUGUUUCACAUGGCAUUAUUUUUGUGGUCCGGGAUUGGGGCGAAAAACGCAGCGUUUGAGGGAAUAAAAAAAUAUCCAUAGCAGAGGCGGUACUGCAGAAAAGUGUUUCAUAAAAUAAAAUAAAACCCUAGCAAAAGCUUCGAUGCAGGCGUAAAACCCUUGUUCCCACCCCCUGUUUUCAUUCGUAAAGAAAAUGGAGGAACCAAAGAUUGGGGAUUGCGAAGAGUGCAAAAAGAAGGCGUCAAAAUACAAGUGCCCAGGUUGCUGCCUCCGCACCUGCAGCCUCCCUUGCGUUAAUGCUCACAAGCAACGCACUGGCUGCACUGGCAAACGCAACAUCACUUCCUUUGUUCCCCUCUCUCGCUUCGACGAUAAUCUUCUCCUCUCCGGUUUCACUUCCACUUCCUUUUCCUACUUAUUUAUUUAUUGUUUUUGUAGGAUCCCAUUCAUCUUUACUGAACCUAAAUUGCUUGUAGAUUAUAAUCUGCUGGAGGAAACGAAGAGGAUCGCUGAAUCUGCUACAAGAAUAAGGUCCAAACUGUGUAACACUAUUAAUGGUGGACAUCAUCCUCAUUUUAAGCUACCACAUCAUCUUCGAAACCUCCGCACUGCUGCUGCCUCUCGCAGAACUAAGCUCUUGUUUCUGCCAUCUGGAAUGUCUAAGAGGGAAACUAAUCAAACUCGAUUUAACCACAGGAAGAAGUAUAUUUCAUGGACCAUUGAAUGGCGGUUUCACUCUACAGAUGUUGUUUUACUUGACCAUGGUAUUCAUGAAGAUGCAAGCCUCUGUUCAUUAAUUGAAAACCAUCUCCAACCUAGUCCCUGGAAUCAUCCUCUUAGGAAGUUCUGCGAGGAGCAGCUCGACUCCCUCAAGUUUUUUAUCCGAAGAUACCCUAAGGGAUCCAAAUCGCCUUUCCUGGAGUUAGACAUAAAGGCCCCAUUACGGAAACUAUUAGCUGAUAUGGUUGUUCUAGAGUAUCCUGUGAUUCAUGUGUUUCUUCCUUCAGAACACUGUGAUUUUGAAGUUAUCAGGAAGAAUCAUCUCGUCACUCAUGGGCCAGAGGGAAAAGAUUCUGGCGGUGCUGAUAAUGAAAUACCAAAAGGUGUUACCUUCAAGGAGGAGGAAAUAGAAGACAAUGGUAGCUCUUUAGAACCUCAGGUCUUUGAUCUUAUGCAGCAUGUGCUGUCAAGUCCAUUGCAUCAAAUCCCUUCUCAAAACAAGUCUGAGAAAGCAUUCGGUGGUAACUCAGUUUUGUCUUUGUCGGCGAGAGCCGGGGCAGGAAACAGGGUACAUUCCAGCCCCCAGGCUAAGGACUCUGGAUUAUUUGAUGACAUGGAAUUUGAUUUUGAUCAAGGCUUAAUAGAUGCGUAUUCAGACCUGAUUGCCGAAAUUAAUCCAGAUGACUUUCUUGAUUUAGAAGGUGAAUUUGCUAAGCAACCAGAAACAGAAGAUAGAACAGACCUUUCAAAUUUGAGGGGAGUUUUCUUUGCUGAGGAAUUGGAGGAGGGGGAGAUCCUAGAUUAAUUUAUUUUGGUCAAUCUUUCUGGGGAAGCAGCGAAACAAUGGUUAGAAGAAGAAUUUUCUAAGAGUUGUUGCUCACUACUGAUCAUAAUCUCCACGGACAAUCUGCCCCAGCUUGUCAUAUCUAUAGAGCAAACCCUGCAACUCUGUGUCAUACUGAAGUUGCUCAAUUACCUGGUAAUGCACAAGAUCAGGACAAAUACAUGGAUAUCUUGUAAAUGCAAUAGCUUAUAUAUAAUUUCAUUCCUGCUGAAAGGUAUCUGGUUGAGAGGGGGAGGUGAAUGUGUUUUUUUUUUUUUUUUGCUUGAUAUUAAAGAGUCCUUGGAUUCAUGUUAUUCUUUUCGGUUAGUUGGGUGUACUCGCGAUUGUUGAGGAAGUUAAAUUGUAUCACAUGCUGGUUUUUGUCUACAAA